AUGUCAGACUUGAAGGCGGUCAUCAGCGGAAAAAAUCUUCAAGUCCCCUCCGAGCGCAUUCCCGCAGGGAUCUACAUAUCCGUCAAUGUCGAUUCCCAGAGACGCUGGAAAUCGGCCAUCAGUGUCUUAUCAUCCGACAGAUCUGUAGUGUGGAGCGACACUGUGACUCUAUCAUCCCAUGCCUCACCUGCGUUAUCAGUGGAAAUAUGGGCAUCUUAUGAGGCCGGUCGAAUGCUAGGCAGCGGAGAGGUCAUUGGGAAACUUCAAACGUCGUGGGAUGACCUACUCGAUCACGGAGAUGAACCUUUCGUUUUGUCCUUCCCACCCAUUCGUGGUGUCCACUCUUCCCUCACGCUGAAGGCCGCCAUUGUACAUACUUGCGACGAUCAGGAGGGCGUGCUGUCUGAUUCCCUCGUAGACUGCGAAAUCGCUCGAGACACAGAUGCGGGCCAUGCACAAUUUGCUGCAUACGUGACGAGCAAAGCGGUCUCUCACCUGAACGAUGCAGUGCAGCAUUUUCAGUUGUUCUAG
Molecule: messenger RNA, 531 nt
Organism: Suillus subalutaceus
Lineage: Eukaryota; Fungi; Basidiomycota; Agaricomycetes; Boletales; Suillaceae
Exons: 5
Coding region: 1-531 (176 amino acids)
Source: RefSeq, a predicted model, not a curated record